Molecule: messenger RNA, 4308 nt
Organism: Gasterosteus aculeatus aculeatus (three-spined stickleback)
Lineage: Eukaryota; Metazoa; Chordata; Actinopteri; Perciformes; Gasterosteidae
Gene: sowahb
Product: sosondowah ankyrin repeat domain family member B
Molecular function (GO): protein binding
Source: RefSeq, a predicted model, not a curated record
CAUGUUCCAUGUUCCAUGUUUCUGGCUGCAAGCGGGACGAGGUAACGUCCAACGAGGUAAGCAUUAAUACAUCACAAAAUAUUCCAAAUGAAUUAUUUUUUAUGAUAUUGCAAGAAACAAAUUCCUAAUCAUGCAUUCGGAUGGGACACAACAGAAGGCAAUUAAUACUUUGUCAUUUUCCAUUUAUUCAUUUUAAAUUGCUCAUAGAUUUGUUUUGUUUAAUGAAUCUAGUUGCAGGGAAAACAUUAGAAUCCGUUUACAGACCUAAUUUAAUCCGUGUGUCCAUCCUCCAAAACACAAAUAUUAAAUGUUCAGCCAGCAUGUCUGCAGAGGAUUAAGUUUGGAUUAAAUACUUCUACAUAAACCACAUUUAGCAAAAACAAAAGACGCCGUUACUAAAACGUGUGUAAGACUCAGCGGCUGAAAUUAAAAUGCUUAUAAUUGUUUUACACGCACAAAAACAUUCGAUUCUUCUAAAAAAUAGAAAACCGCAACGCUCGAUGGUGGCGUGCACGCGCAAACACCUGUUCCGUACCGAACAACAGGACAGAUGUUAUAUUCCACAACCCGCGUGGCCCACACAUCCGGGUCACGUGCAGGAAUGCGGCAGGUCCCGUGGGGUGGAUACCUGAGGGGGCGGAGCCUCAGGCGACAACUGUCCGACCUUUGCGCGCGGCGCGGCGGACCGAGGGACCGGAGGCCGGAAUGGCGACAGAAUUCUCUCAGGACGCGCUGCUGCGUUUCCUGCGGAGCCGCGGAGGCUCGGCCAAGAACUCGGACCUGCUUCUGCACUUCGGGAACUUCCUCCGGGGCCAUGUGGACCAGAACCGCAACCGGGAGCUCUUCAAGCAGUUCGUCAACUCCGUCGCCACCGUCCGACAGGAGGACGGCGUCUCGUACGUGUCCCUCAGGAAGAGGUUCAGGGGACAAGUCCCCGGCGGCGGCCAACGGGGCUCCGCCGAGCCGCGUCCGAGUCCACACGCCGCCGGGAGGCGCGCCGAGCCGCCCCCGGGGAACGCCGCGCCGAGCCCCGCCCGCAGCGCGCGGAAGCCGCUGCUAGAGGCGGAGAUGUUGCCCGCACCGGCGGCAGCAACUGCCGAGAAAACGAUCCUACCCGCGGCUGGGAUCCUGCUCAACAACAACAACAACAACAGCAGUGGGGCAACAAACAUGAACCCGGGACCGCGACAGCAGACCAGCACAGCCGGACCCGGUAGACCAGCAGCUCCGGUCAGUCCGAUCCCACAGAGAAGCGAGCAGCCGGCCCCAGGUCAGCGCCUGCGAGAGGGUCAGACCAGGGCGGGUCUGGGACCGCCUGCUGGGACCGCACCUGCACACCAGACAGCAAGGUCCCGCCGCCCCCCAAGAGGGAGGGAGGCCCGUCUGCAGACCGAGCGAGGCCUUCGUCAGGGGCCUCUUCCACACCUCGGCCUUCAGCCGCCGGGUCCCCCGCGGCGCAUGAGGUACAGACCCAGCUACAAAACCGCUGUGUCUUAUGAUGAUGAUGGUGAUGAUGGCGAGGGAGAGGAGGAGGAGGAGGAAGAACUGAGGCGGGGUUCAAUAGGAGGAAGGUGGGCCCCCGCCAACCCUCUUUCAGAUACACUACGACCAAUCUCCGCCUCCUCGCCGUCCAUCGUAGACCCUCAUGGCCUCCCCACUGUCUUCUCCUCUUCCUCAUCCUCCUCCUCAUCAGAGAGACGGAUCCUGAAGGUUUCAGUCCAGGGUCCGGAAACAAAGCCCCCCGGUGGGCCGGGCCGGAGCAUGCAGUCAGGGGUGUGGCCAAGUGGCCAAUGGGCCGGGCCAGAGCUGGAACCCGUGUCAGGUCCGGUGAGGACCACCGGCAGCCUGCCUUUGGAUGAGGAGCGCUACAUUCCAUCCUCGGCGCACUCGCACCACGUAGGUGUCCCGCCGGAGCCCAGGCAGGGGCGGGAUCAACGCCAGGGGGCGUGGCUGCCAUCCAGCCAGAGCGGCAUCUUCUCCCCCUCAUCGUACGAAAGCGCCUCCGGCCACCAGCGGUCAUUUGGCUCCCCCAAAGGACCAGGACUGAACCAUGAAGAUCCACCGGCCGGAGCAGGUGCGACUGUGGGCGGGUCUCAAAUCCAGGAAGCAACCCAGCCGGGCCAAGGGAAGGAGUCUGUGGAUCACUCCGCAGGCCAUCUCCAUGACGACCAGGAGGCCGCCGCUGGUUUGGUGCCAUUCCACGGCUCCUCCGACCGUCUCCACGCGAUACCGUGGCACCUCUCCACAGGUGAUCUCGACGACCGCCGCGAGGAGGCGGAGUCGAGCGAGGGCUCCACCUCUUCGCAGACGCGGCCGCGGCCGGCCGGCGCCAGGCGGCUCAGCAGCAGGAUGUGCCGCAGCCUGGGAACCGACCUGGACCAGCUGCUGCAGGAGGAGGCGAGGGUGGGGGGGGGAAGCGAGAUGGCUCGGCUGAACCGCCUCCACCUCAUCUCCUCCUCGCUCAGCCUGCGCUACGACCUUUCGUCCUCCUCCUCGCUGUCGUCCUGCUGCACGCCGCCGCGCUGCCCCAGCCCCGCCCACCCGGACGAGGGGGCGAAUGCGAGAGGGAGGAGUCCUCCCACCGCCUCCCCCCCUGCUCAACGCGAAGGCCCCAGUCGGCAGUCCCUGGUCCCCCUGGAGCCCAGGGAGCACGCGUGGAUGGUGAAGGGGGCGGCGGGCGCCUGGCCCGACAUCUACACCAUGUUCAGAGAGGACUCGUCCCUGCUCAACAAGCAGGACUUCAUCUCGGGCUUCACCGUGCUGCACUGGAUCGCAAAACACGGCGACCACCGAGUCCUCAACACCUUGUGGUACGGAGUCCAAAAGGCCGGUUUGAUGUUCGACAUCAACGCCAAGUCGACGUGCGGCCACACGCCUCUCCACGUCGCCGCCAUCCACAACAGCAAGAACGUCCUGCGUCUGCUGGUCACCAACUUCAACGCGGACGUCACGCUGAGGGACAUGGCGGGGAAGAAGCCCUGGCAGUACCUGGGUGGCGGCGCGCCGCCGGAUGUCCUCCAGCUGCUGGGAGCGCCGCCGCGGCCUGCCGGCGGGGGGGAAGCGAGAGGCGUCGGAGCGGAGGACCACGACCCGGUGCGGCCCCAGCGGCAGCGCCGGCGGCAUCACCUCUCCUUCGCGUCGCAGGGAGAGAGGCCGCCUGUCAUGACUGGCACAACGAGGGUCAAGAGGUCGUCAUCCAUUGCCGCGUUCCUCAAACACAAGUCGCUGCAGCGCUUCUACGGACACCAGGCUGACUCUUCGGUUUAAAGAUUCAACCGAUGGAGGAAGCAGCUUUUUCUUUCUCCUGAUUGGUCCACUUGACUGAACCAGGUUGGAGGCAGUCGGCCCUUUGAAGCAUUCGAUGGGGCUAAAACACAGAACGGGGUAAUUGGGGUCUCGCUGGCAUCUAAAGGUUUAUGUGCAUCCGUGUCUUUUCGUCCCGAUCACGGGAGGAAACCUGGCAUCGUAGCGUACGCGCUGUGACGUCCCUGGAUCGGGGAUCAGCGAGGUGACACGUUGCAACACGUCUCCUCUGAAACUCGAAUCCACAGUCGGGAGCUUUUUUGUCACAUGCACUUUGUUCCUGGUUCCUGGUUUGGGUCUGCGUGCCCCUGUGGGGGAUUAGCCGAGUCUACACGCUCUAACAAAUACUGUUGAACAAUAAAAACGGAUCCACCCGCUUCCAGACCUGUAACCUAAAGGACAGCGAGCACUAGUACCCGACGCACGGCCCAAAGACCCAUCGUUGGGUAUCAGCGUCUUUGAGCUCCGGUAUCGGUCUGAUUCUCCAACGAUACCGCGGCUUUUUCUGAACCUGUUUGACGUCUGUUAUUUGAUCCGUUUCCAAAGCUGCUGCUUGGGUUUGUUUCUAAAGGAAAGGAACUUACAGUGAAAUAACUCGUUAUAUGAAAUCUGUCAGAUAAAGCUGGUGGGGCCGUUUAGAAAAAGGUGGGUGCUUUUUUCCGUUGUACUCGCCUGCAGGCGUGAAGUCAAACGGUCUGACAAGUGGACGAACCGGAGGAGUGAGACGAAACAAACCUCCAGGUGAAAAUCGGAGGAAAGAAUUUGAGGUCAGGUGACUUUAGUAUGAUAACAAUGUAACAAUGUGUGUUUACAUGCUGUACGUAUUACGUUUGUCUUUCAGGUGCUUUUUUGCUUGCUAGAUCGGUGCCAUUUCUAUUAAACUAUGUUUCAUUUCCCUGACAUGCUGUGGCUCCCAUAUAGUGCCGGGAAAACCUGUUUAGGUAAAUACAAAAUGCAGUUUUCAAAUGAUUUAAUUUAUUAAAGGAAAUUAAAUAUCCAAACCAA